AUGCAUAAAACAUUCAAGUAUAUUCAAAGUUCCCCAAAAAUCUGGUGGCUUAUCAUCACUUUCCUCGCUCGAAUUGUAAGUUCCUGGGGAUGUCCAACCCACUUCAAGACUGGCACCGUGCCCAGUUACCCCAAGGCCUACCAAUUGCUCCACGGCGCACGGGCCCUGCAGCCCAGCGAGCGCUUGGCCGACAUUUUCGGUGAGGCCCUGGAGGGGACCCUGGUGGCUGUGAAGCAACCAUUGCUGCGAAUCUCCUGCCCUUGCGAAGUGCUGUCUGCUGGAUUUCUGCCCGAAUCGCAGGAUUUGCUGUUGGUGACGAAAGGAAACAUCACCAGUUUCAAGGACGAUGAGGUCAAAGUGCUCGGCGAUGACGUUGAUAGCCCAGUCUUCUGGUUCUGGCGCCUGAGAUCCAGCGACGCCUGGUCGCUGGAGAAGGCCACCUUAUUGGCGCGCACCUGGCCUCUCGCAAGCAACAAACUCUUGCAGCAGGUGUGGGAGGAAGAGAAAGAUGCGGAAAUCGAAAAUUAUAGCCCUUGGAGCAAAGAAGAGGUUGAGGAGCAGAAACGCAGCGGCAUCAUCAAGCUCUCAGCCAAGAUCACCGACAGCGCGGCCAUCUUCAUGAGGGUUCACGACGAGUCCUAUGCAGUCUUCAGUUGGAAUCAGUCCGACUACUUCGGCGGUUGCGGGUUCUUGGAGCGUCUGGAGUUGGAGACGGGCAAGGUCUCCAGGCUUGGGGGGCUGUGGGAUGCCUGGGAUAUCGCCACGGACCCGUCGGGCCAGUGCUUCUACACCAGCUGCUACGAUGGUACUGAUGUGCACCGAAUAGCGGCCACGGUGACCGAGCCUUCCACUGAAAGGAACACUCAAAUCCUAUCCCAAGCAGUAGGCCUGAAAUUUCACCUGUGCUAUGACGCUUCGUUGAAGGUCCUUGUGGCUUCAGGCGGAGAGGGCGCCUGCUGUUUUCUGCUGGCGCCUCCAGGCCAAGGAAGUGGGGUGAUGAAGAUGAAAGGAGCUGAAGUGGCACAGUCCAUCCGCCCAGAUAAUGAUGACCACACUCCAGGAGAUAAGACGUCCCCAUGGGAGACGGUGAAAAUGCCUCUCCCAGAGAAAAAGAGCGUGGACGAUGUCAGGGGGUUCUAUGCAGACAAUGGUUGCCUCACCUUCGUGGACAAGGAGACUGGACAGGUCUGUAUGGUCGACCUCUUCAAAGGGACCAGCGAGCUGAUUCCAAGCGGCUCGCCCGUCCAAUACGUGGCCCGUUGCGGUGAGCUCCUGGCCAUCUUCACGGCGUCAUGACCGGCUUGUGAUGAUGACUCCAAUUUGUUA
Cladocopium goreaui is the source of this 1326-nucleotide messenger RNA. Lineage: Eukaryota; Dinophyceae; Suessiales; Symbiodiniaceae. The record is from the annotation of a GenBank genome assembly.